CCUGUGUAUUUGGAUCAGAGAGAGUCUUCAGUGCAUCUCGUGACAAGAGAGUAACAAUGUGGAAAGUAGACCAUAGUCCAGAAGCAGCACAAGAGUUUGCUGGUCACAGUCUGGUGGUGACUGGCCUAGCUGUAAGUCCAGAUGGCAUCAAAUUAUGUACUGGAUCACGAGAUAAUACCAUCUGUCUCUGGGAUGUGGAAACUGGAGUCUGUCUGCAGACAUCUGCAAUUUCACGUAAUCUGGUGACGCACCUUUGUUGGGUUCCUAGAGGACCUUACAUUGUCCAGACAUCUGAAGAUAAACAGAUCAGGGUGUGGGAUAGUCGGGCACUUCAGGUAGCGCACGAAUUUCCUGUGAAGCAGUAUAUCCAAACACACUGUGAUGUUAACCAGGAUGGCCAUUACUGCCUUACAAGCAGUAAUGGUUUUGGAGGUCAAGGCUGUGAAGCAACGCUUUGGGACCUGCGGCAAACCAGGAGUCAAAUCUGUGAGUAUAAGGGACAUCAACAGACCACAGCUGCCUGCAUUUUUGUACCAUGCAGCACCACUUCAACACCAUUAAUUGCUACCUCAUCAUAUGACUGCAGUGUAAAGGUCUGGCAGCAGGAUACUGCAGAAUGUUUGAAAACUUUGUUCCUGGAUGGUGCAGGACCUCUGUCUUCAUUAGCUGUUUGUGGUGGCACUCAUCUCCUUUGUGCAAGUUUCAAUUCUGGGAUUCAUGCACUCAGGAUAUCAUAUGACAGCAGUCUUAAUCUCAAGGAGGUGGCAAGGUUCUGACCUCUAAAGAAUAUUUAUGUUGUCGAAAAGGACUUUAUAAUGAGUACUGUUUUAGUACUUUAAAUGACUGAAGCUAAGUAACUGACAAGUCGUUUCAGAAUUUAAGGCAAGUAACUGUAGAGAGCUUAGAGUUGCAGAGAGAGAUAAUGUUCAUGCUGUAUAGAAAUGUGAAAAUAACUUGCUUCCUGUCUGGUAUGUCAUUGUAAAAUAAGCAAAGAAGUAAUUUAUCCUUUAAGCAUAUAGUUCUACUUAAAUGGCCCUAUUUGAUCGUAUGAAAGGCUGUACAUAAUUGUUAUAUUUGUCACUUCCCCUAAGGUAAUACUUUUAAAAAUCUCACAUAUUAAUUAUUUCCUUGAGUGGAUAUUUAGAGAUUGCUGCUUUCACUGAGCCAAACCUAUGGAACUGGAAGUCACCUGCAGUAGAAGCAGUUAUUUCUUUUAUUUGAUAGCCGGACAAUUGCACUGACCUGAUAUGAAUAUUUUUUAUUCUGACCCCAAAGUGCAUAUAUGGUUAGUGAGAAAACAUUUGGCCAAGCAUUAGGGGAGAUGCCUCAUUUUUUUCCCUUUCCUUCAAGUGUUAUGGAUUCUCAAGUAUAUAUCUUAACUGUCAUCAGUUCAAGCAGACUACAUCUCAGUUUAACGCUGUCCAAACGCUAGUACUUCAGGAUUAUAUUUACCCACAUGCUGCCUUAAUAGCAUUCUUAAUGGUGCGUAUUAUAGAUAUAGCACUUAAAGCCUUCUGGUCUUCCAGCAUCAAAGAGUGUAUCCAGUUAUCCGAACCACUGGUAGGUGAACUUUCUUUGUUGAAAUUGUAUGCAUUGAUUCGCAGGUCAUAGAUGUAUUAAAAAAAAAAAAAAGUUGGUUGCUUCAGUUGUUUUUCUUCUGCCAGCAUUGUUUGAUCAUCACAAAUUAGACUGAAUACUGCUAUUUAUUGCUGCUGGUAUUUUUUGUUUCUUAAAUAUUAAGUAUUUCCAAUAAAGGACAAAGAGUGUGAAAUCAGGGUAACAUUUGCAUGCAGUUUCCACUGCAUGAACCUCUUCUGUGAGCUGAAACUCUUCCUAUUUAUGUAGACUAAGCAAACAUUAUGUACUCACCAUAACAAUGGAGCUGCAUUGUCCAUGCUCAUUCUUCCCCAACUGAUGGGUCUCCGAUCCUACCUUGGAUCCAACUUGACUGCUUCACUAGACUCUCAUAGAUUCACCUCUUGAGAUUCUUUCUUUAACCACAAUGCUCCACCAUACUUGCAUACCUCAGACCGAGUUUGCUGUCCCAACAGUAACAUAUACAUGACAGCAUAUCAUUAUGGAAAGGCAAUAUAAAGGCAUUCAGAAAGGCUGGAGCCCAAACAGGGAACAAAGGGACAUCCUUUAGGUCUCGCUAGGAAGAUAGGGAACGGGAUUAGAGGGCGGGAGUUGCGGAAUAAUGAAAAUGGACAACACAGAUGCAUCGUUAUGGUGUGUACAUAAACGUCGUUCCUCUUAUAAACAGUGAUAAAGAUGACGAAAAUGGAUUUAAUAACACUCCAAGGAUUUUGUGUCCUAGUGAAGACCAGCAAUAGUCGAGGAGUUUCCAUUCCAUUUUGGGGCAAGAUAAAAGCAGCCCAGGACACCCACAGACAUUGCCAACAUCUUAGCUGACAGGUUCAGCACAAACUUCUCCCC
This is a messenger RNA of Protopterus annectens (West African lungfish), 2436 nucleotides long. It is a transcript of the gene WDR31, whose product is annotated as WD repeat domain 31. NCBI's taxonomy places the organism in Eukaryota, Metazoa, Chordata, Ceratodontiformes, Protopteridae. Bases 57 to 776 code for a protein of 239 amino acids. The transcript is spliced from 6 exons. The record is from RefSeq and is a predicted model, not a curated record. Gene Ontology annotation, molecular function: protein binding.